Molecule: messenger RNA, 2634 nt
Organism: Tetrahymena thermophila SB210
Lineage: Eukaryota; Ciliophora; Oligohymenophorea; Hymenostomatida; Tetrahymenidae
Exons: 1
Source: RefSeq, a predicted model, not a curated record
AUGGAUGAAUAAAAGAUUUUAUAAAAGCUUUAAUAAUACAAACUAAAUGUGAAUAGCAAUUAAAGUAUUUCAGACGAAAGAAAGUCAUAGAUUAUUAAAUAAUUAGAUGAGUCUUAUGCAGAUGCAAAAGGAGUUUUUGAGGAAUUCGAAGAAAUAAUUCUCUGCAUUCCUAAUGAGGAUUUAGAAAUUAUAAUUAAUGCAAACAACUAAUCCAGUUAAGUCUAAUUAAAUAGCAGCUAAAUUGCAAGUUAACAAUCAAAUGAAGGAUAUUCGGGAUCAUUAAAUACAAGCAUGUAAUCUCAAUAAAUGUCUCAAGGUUAAAACACCUCAACAAUGGCAAGCAACCAAAUGAUUCCAGGUAGACCUAUGAGCUCAAAUUAUCAAUAAAUACCAGCAUAAUAUCCAUCUCAAAGUACAUUAUAAAAACCCUACGGAUCGUCAUAAUAAUAUAAUGUGCAAGGUGGUUAAUAAGUGCCGCCAAAGAUGUCAAGUACUUAAGGUUAUCCAAGCAGUUAGAUAACACCUGAGAUCAGAAGAUAAUACACUUACUAAUUUUUACUUAAUAUCUUAAAAAGAAAUAUGCAAUAAAUAAGCAAGUAGGAUCCUAAAUAUGCUUAAUGGUAGUAAAAAUAAAAUUAGCUUAUGGAAAAAUAUCAGAAUCAAGUAGAAAUUGAUUAGGAAUAUUGGAGUUUUUUAGAUAAAGGAAGGUUUGUGCAAUAUCAUUUGCAACUCUUUGAAUAAAACAUUAAGUUGUGCUAAGAUCCUAAUAGGCGCGAACAUUUAACUACAUUUCUUAAUUAUUUUAGAAAUAAAAUAACCAACGAUACAGAUUUAUUUUAUUAUUAUUUUAGUACUUAAAACCUAUCUCAAAAUGAUAAAAAAGUUUUAUUGAAUGAAGAUUAAAACUGCACUAAUGAGUUUAAGUAUCUUUUAGAUUUCUUAAAGUAUUCUUAAAAUUAAAUAUUGGAAAGAUAAAUAGAGUCUAUUUAGCAAUAAAAAUAAAUAAAAGGCUUUGAUUCAUUCUUGGUGCUUUUAAAGGAAUUAAAAAUAGAUUAACUUUAUGCCACCUUAGAGACGAGAAUAAGCUAUAUCAAAAAAAUGUAUUAAUGUAUUUAACAAGAAGUGUAUAAUUUCUUUAAGUCACUUGCUCUCGAGCCUAGUUUAUUAUAAGAAAGACAACAAUAAUUUGAGAAGAUCUUGUAGUAGAGAGUUUUAAUCCCUUGCACUUAUAGGGAGCACUUAAUUCUUAAAGAAUUUAAGAAUCUUUAAAACGAUCAAAAUUUUUAAAGUUAUUUCAAUUUAAUUAACAACAUUCUUGCUAAUAAGGAUCUAAAUUAAAUUAUUGGUCAUUUUUAAUAGAUAUUUGCAUAGCAACCAGAAAUCGCAAGUUUUAAUUUAAAAAGAAGCCAAAUUCCUCCAAGAUAAUAAAGCAUGAAUUCCUCAUAAGGACCUAGUGGACCUGUAAGAUAGCCAGAAGAAACAUAGCCAUAUUAAAAAUAAUAACAAUUAAAUCAAAGUUAGUACAAUUAAAUAACUCCUGAACCUAUUUAGCAAAACAUUCCUUAGUAAUAAUUAAAUAGCUCUUCAUAAGGUGUAUCAUAAUCCUAAAAUAAACCUUAAAAUGCACUCACACCAUAAGCAGCAGUACAGACAAACUCUUAAUAGCAAUAUUAAUUUGCAAGCUAAUUUAGAAAUUAAAGUCAAUAAUCAAUGAAAAUUGAGGAAGAAGGAAAAUCAAAUAUUUAAAGCUAAUAGCAAGCAUAGAUAUAAUAAAUAUAACCUAAGGCAGCUUAUGGAUCAUAGAGUAAUUAUGAUGAAACUCCAUCAAGCACUAUCUAGCAAACUAAAUAAGAGUACUAAUAAGUUUAGUAAGAAUAAAAUUAGCAUGCUCUUUAGCCAGCUAAAUAAAUUUUAUCUCAAACAAAGACAAAAACUAAGAGGUUGUUAAGCGAUGAUAUAAUCUAGAAGAGGCUAGAUUAGUUAUGCAAAGAUAAUUAUUUAGAAACACCUUCUGGUCCAGAAACUGAUAAAAUUAUUACAUAUUUAAAUGAAGUUUUUAAGGUCUAUAUGAAAAAUUUAAUCGAGAGACUUCUUUAGAGCAGUAUAGUUGAAAAUAUUGAUAACGAAUUCCGUCUUUUUUGCUCUGAUAAGCUAGAAGCUCAUCUAGUUCCUUUCCGUGGCUAAUCAAUAGAUAAAUAUUUACUUAAUAAAUAGGAUUAUACAGGAGCCAGAGAUUUGACCUUUUUAAAGUAUUACAUAGUCUAAACUGAAAACAAAAAUAUCAGGCGUGCAUAGCUUGAAAAAAAUGAUGAAGAAAUAGAACAAGCUUGUUAUGAUUCCGUUAAUAAAAACUCUCUUUUUGAUAAAUCUUCAAUGAAGUAUGAUCUUGAUAGAACUUAGCGUAAAGGUUGCACAGCUGCUGAUGAAAUAAAAAACAAUAUUCAAAAAAUCCCUCCUUAAAAAUCAAAAAAUGCUAAAAAGGAUUAAAAAUUAGAGUCUAUGCCAUAAGCAAUCAGUCUAGCCACAACUAAUUGCUAAAGAUAGAAAAUAACACUUAAAAAUAUAUAAUUAUAUUUAGAAGCCGAUCCCAUUUACCGUAAAUCAGCUAUUCUCCUGAAAACUUAUUUGUAAUGA